UCUGUGAAUUGAGUCAUUUAUUGUAGCGAGAGGUAAUGAGCAGCAAGCAACAAAAAGUCACGGGAACAGCUGAGCGCUUGGUUGGGAUACUGCUGGAGCCACAGGCCCGGCAGCACUCAGGUGGGGCCAGGAGGGUGGACGUGUCGCCCAGUGCCUUCAGCAGCACCAACACGCCGGGUUCCAGCGGCGCUGCGUCCGGCACCGGGCCCCUCACCCUGCGCUGGCUGCAAGAGCCUCCGCCCUGCUGCCUGGGUGCCCUCAGCCCCGGUGAGGUGUGAUGGCAUCACAGAGGGUGGCACGGAACGGCCACUGUGACCUGCGGGGUGCAGAACAGAGCCGAGGCUGCGGGGCUCAGGCCGAGCUCAGUGCGACUUGGUGAGGUGAGCAGGGAGGAAGGGGCUGCCUGAGGCUGCCCAGGGAGGAGGCUUCCCCAGCGCUCGGGGCCGGAGCUGAGAACUCAGCCUCGUCCCGCUUCUCCCCUAGGUUGUCACGCGGAGGAGAAAGCCUGGUUUUGCUGGGACAGACACUCUGCGAGUGCUCGCCGUUGAUGCACACGAUGUCCGAGGGGACUCAGGAGGCCGCCGGCUCGAGUGAGCCAGCAUGCGUGCUCUGUGGCCGAGUGGAUAACCAGAAAUCCAUCUUCGGCAGGAGAUACGAGAUGUAUGGGAUGUGUUUCCAUGCAUUUUGUGUGGGAUUUGCCAACGGUCUUUGUCAACAUGGAAUAGACAAUCAAAAUAAAGGUCUGUUCCACGUUGAAGACCUCAUACGCACCGUGAGGCAGGCAGAGCAGACGCUCUGCUUUGUUUGUGGCCAGCGCGGGGCCACCAUCACCUGCGCGGAGACGGGCUGCGACCGCAGCUUCCAUUUCCCCUGCGCCAACAAGGGUCAAUGCGUCACCCAGCACUUUGACCGACACUGGUAA
Molecule: messenger RNA, 922 nt
Organism: Lagopus muta (rock ptarmigan)
Lineage: Eukaryota; Metazoa; Chordata; Aves; Galliformes; Phasianidae
Product: G2/M phase-specific E3 ubiquitin-protein ligase-like
Exons: 4
Coding region: 548-922 (124 amino acids)
Cellular component (GO): nucleus
Source: RefSeq, a predicted model, not a curated record